UGUGUAGCAAGAUGGCGGACGGCGUGUCUUUUCUGCGAGUGUGUACAUUGUUCGUGUUUUGCCAUGUUUGCUGGGGUGAAAGUGCUGUUCAAAUCCUGAAUGAUGCAUCUUUUGAGCACUUGACUCAGGCCUCAACAGGAGCAACAACUGGCGACUGGCUCAUAGUUUUUGAUGUGUUCAUCGAAGAGCUCAUGGAUGAUGCAAAGCAUAUAAUAGAACUGAGGAAAAAUGCAGCAGCCAUGAUCUUCAUUGCUGGAAUCCUGUUUGGUCUGUUGCUGACUCCUGUGCUUAGAUUGUUUGCCGAAUGUCUCGUCAAUUCUUUUAUGCAAGAACCUGACUCAGAACAAAACUAUGAAGAUGAGGGAUUGGGAAAAGAUGAAGUAGACGAAGAUGACGAAGAGGAAGAAAAGAAAGAUAGAUGAAAUAUAAAGAGUGUUGCAGAGCACGAUCGUUAUAGUUAUCAAGACCAGAGUAUAAUCUUUAUCUCAAAACUAUGGUUUGGCAUAUUUGAUGCUUGCAGUUGCCAGUUUGACCAGGACUCCCCAGGGGCUCCUAAGCCCACAACCAGCUAGAACCCAGAUUUACUUAAGUAUAUUUAGAGAAUCUUGGUCGUUCCGGGCCCUGAUUGCUUUUGUACCCCGUUUCAGUACCAGAGCGGUGAUGUUAUGAGUACAGUUGUAAUUUGGAACACUCUGGUGCAGUAUGUGACAGUCGUUGCUUUGAUCAGCUUUUAUGUUACCAGACACAAAGGGAGCUGAUGAGCUUCGUUUUAUGUCCUGUUUAGAACGUGUUUACUGGUGUACGCCGAAUAUUAACUUGACCAUGCGAUUUGAUUACAGCUGUAUACAUGAUGAAACAUACAGUCGAGCAAAGACUGACUCAUGUACCCGGAGGGGUACUUCCGUAAGUUUCGGCUAGGUGUGUACCGCGAAGGGUCUAUUUAACGCACAAACCCGAAAAAAUGACACCCUGUUCAACGGGAGAACAAAACCUAGGAAUGGCGUGAACGGGUCAGCUUUAUUUCGUUUCUGUAACAUUAGAAGUUGAGCAUCAAGCAUAGAAUGUGUUUUUCGUUCAGCUGGGCAUUCACGCGCUGGAAUUUUAGCUGAUACAGUUUAGGUACCCUAUCUAAGGAUCACACUGGGAACACCACGCCAACAGGACAAACACGAUACCCUAACCUAUCCUGCGGCACAUACCUAUAAAGCAAACAUAUGGGAAUAACCCUCCCCCCGGGCCAAAGUACGAGGCUAUCCCGGAGGAUUUAACGUAGGUAAUUCCCCCUAAAAUCAGUCUCGGUCGUUCUUACUGUUAGUAAUCGUCAUAUCAUCACGGCUGUUGGCUGUUUCCAGCUUAAAAAAAGGGCACAGGUUAAGGAUAAUCUUGUGUCCGGUAACACAAUCAUCACGAUGUAAUGACUUACGUUACAUACUUGUGGGAUAUUUGACGAUAGUAGAUAUUUCCUUGACAAUUUUCUAAGAGGAAAAAAAAACACACGAGUGAACGUUUGCGUUUGGAAGCAAAAGCCGUAGACUAGUUUCGACAGGAUUUUUGGAGAAUUCCCAUAUUGCUGCGUAAGAGUGUACCACAUGGUUAGCCAACUCAGUGACUCUUUACACCUCUGAAGUAUUCUGAGAUGCAUUCCUUUUCGACGCGGUCUGUUAGGAAAAACGUUGGUUAAAAUAAAUGCCACUCUUUCUUUGGUAUCGUUGAAUGUUACGCUCGAAAUGAUCUGAAUCCGGAAAUCUUACAGUAACUAUCCUGUGGUCUGUGGUCUGUGGUCUGUGGUUUUCCGAAGAAAACACAAAGCCGGUACUUCCGGUUUGCUGUUGCAUUGUGAAGAGGAAUCAAUCUGACUCUAAAAAUAGUCAGACACCAUCUGCUAUAAAUACCUUUUGCAAACCGCACUAAGAAACUGUCGUUAUUUGUUCCUCGCCUUAUUUCCUUUUUUUACAAGAGGAUCUAUGGAGUAAAUGUAAUAAAUCAC
Orbicella faveolata is the source of this 1987-nucleotide messenger RNA. Its product is annotated as thioredoxin domain-containing protein-like. The record is from RefSeq and is a predicted model, not a curated record. NCBI's taxonomy places the organism in Eukaryota, Metazoa, Cnidaria, Anthozoa, Scleractinia, Merulinidae.